AUGGCUCCAGUCAAGUAUAUCUUCGUCAGCGCAGGGCUGUUGGUGUCCGUCAUGGCCGACUACGUCGCCUUCACAGAGUGGCCUGCCGCCCUGGUCGCUGGUGAACCCGUGAUGUUGAGAUGGAUGGGAGGCAAUGGCGCCCCCGCCACAAUCACCCUCCGCAAAGGCCAAUCUACAGACCUGCAAGACGUGCAAGUGUUGUCUAAGGACGCCAACAAUGGCGAAUUCAGCUGGACUCCUCCCACCGACCUCCAGAAUGGUGACAACUACGCUUUUGAGAUUUCUCAAGGAGACGAAAACAAUUACACUGGCAGUUUGUCAAUGACUGGUGGCUCAGAUACACCCAAAGAAAAUGUAAAUGGGUUGAACAAAACGAAGUCAACGGAGAGUAUGAGCAAUUCUGCUUCUACUGCCACUGAUACCGCGUCUAAGACGGCGGUGACUGAUUCCACCGCUACGGGGACGGCAUCAGCGACAGAGACGACAGGUUCGACCGCGUCGGAUGCCACUGCCACGACAACAUUUGGUGCUACGGCUAGUGACGGAUCCAGCGCGACAACAUCGGGAGCCGAAACAACCGAGACCGCUCUGGCAUCGCACAUGAACACUCCCUUCGUGGGAUCGCACCAGUCUACCUCCACGGCAACUUCUUCGUCGAGCGUGCAAACCGGUGCGGCGGGUCGGGUUGGUAUUCCCCUUGCUUUCCUUGCUGGCGCCGCGGGUUUUCUGUUUUUGUUUGUGUAG
Messenger RNA from Talaromyces marneffei, 744 nucleotides. RefSeq lists its product as uncharacterized. The record is from RefSeq and is a predicted model, not a curated record. The coding region runs from base 1 to 744 and encodes 247 amino acids. The transcript has 3 exons. Lineage: Eukaryota; Fungi; Ascomycota; Eurotiomycetes; Eurotiales; Trichocomaceae.